Molecule: messenger RNA, 2170 nt
Organism: Musa acuminata subsp. malaccensis (wild Malaysian banana)
Lineage: Eukaryota; Viridiplantae; Streptophyta; Magnoliopsida; Zingiberales; Musaceae
Product: pyrophosphate--fructose 6-phosphate 1-phosphotransferase subunit alpha
Biological process (GO): response to glucose; photosynthesis; glycolytic process
Cellular component (GO): cytosol
Molecular function (GO): 6-phosphofructokinase activity; ATP binding; diphosphate-fructose-6-phosphate 1-phosphotransferase activity
Source: RefSeq, a predicted model, not a curated record
UUAAAAAGGAUUCCUACACGCACAGACAGGGCAAAGGAAGCAAACGAGAAGGGGCAGAAGAUUGCAAGGUGAAGGAAAGGUAUGGAGUCGGAUUUCGGCGUUCCUCGGGAGCUAUCGGAGCUCCAGAAGAAGCGAGCAGAGUACCACCCUGAGCUCCCUCCCUGUCUCCAGGGCACUACGGUGAGGGUAGAGUUUGGCGAUUCGACAACCUGUGCAGAUCCAUCUAGUGAACAUGUCAUCGGUCGGGCGUUUCCGCACACAUUUGGUCAGCCAUUAGCUCAUUUCUUGAGGGCCACAGCCAAGGUGCCUGAUGCCCAGAUCAUUACGGAGCAUCCCCCUAUGAGGGUUGGUGUGGUAUUUUGUGGAAGGCAAUCACCAGGAGGACAUAACGUUGUAUGGGGCCUUUAUAGUGCUAUUAAAAUUCACAACCCUGACAGUAUUUUGCUUGGUUUUGUUGGUGGCACUGAAGGUCUAUUUGCACAGAGAACUCUGGAAAUCACAGAUGAGGUUCUUGCUACUUAUAAAAAUCAAGGUGGCUAUGAUUUGCUAGGCCGGACUGUGGAUCAAAUCAGAACAACUGAGCAAGUAAAUGCUGCUUUGACUGCUUGCCGAGAUCUGAAAUUGGAUGGUCUUGUCAUUGUUGGAGGAGUCACAUCCAACUCAGAUGCUGCUCAGCUUGCAGAAACAUUUGCUGAGGCCAAAUGUCCAACAAAGGUGGUUGGCGUCCCUGUUACUUUUUAUGGGGAUCUUAAGAAUCAGUUUGUUGAGACCGAUGUUGGAUUCGACACUGUUUGCAGGGUUAAUUCGCAACUAAUAAGCAAUGUCUGCAUUGAUGCACUGUCUGCAGAGAAGUAUUAUUAUUUCAUUCGCCUGAUGGGACGCAAAGCUUCUCAUGUGGCUUUAGAGUGUGCACUUCAGAGUCAUCCGAAUAUGCUCAUCUUGGGAGAGGAGGUGGCCUUGUCAAAACUUACCAUUUUUGACAUUACAAAGCAAAUUUGUGAUGCAGUUCAAGUCAGGGCAGAGAAAGAGAAGUACCAUGGUGUCAUUCUCAUUCCUGAGGGUCUCAUAGAGAGCAUUCCAGAAUUGUAUGCUCUUCUACAGGAAAUUCACGGUCUCCACAACCAAGGCAUUUUAACUGAAAAUAUUUCUUCUCAUCUUUCACCUUGGGCAUCUGCGUUGUUUGAAUUUUUGCCACCCUUUAUUAGGAAACAGCUGCUGCUUCAUCCAGAAUCUGAUGACUCUGCCCAGUUGUCCCAGAUUGAAACAGAGAAGCUCUUUGCACAGUUAGUUGAAACAGAAAUGAACAGAAGGAUGAAAGAAGGCAUAUAUAAAGGGAAGAAAUUCAAUGCCAUCUGCCAUUUCUUUGGGUAUCAAGCUCGUGGAUCUUUACCAUCAAAAUUCGACUGCGACUAUGCAUAUGUUCUUGGACACAUCUGCUAUCAUAUCCUAGCAGCGGGUUUAAAUGGAUACAUGGCCACUAUAACAAACUUGAAACAUCCUGUGAACAAAUGGCGCUGUGGUGCUGCACCACUUACGGCAAUGAUGACUGUGAAGCGAUAUUCUCGUGGACCUGGAGCCACUCCUAUUGGAAAACCUGCCAUCCAUCCCUCUACGGUGGACUUGAAAGGAAAAGUUUACGAGUUGUUGAGACAGAAGGCUUUGAGCUUUUUGAUGGAUGACUUGUACAGAAACCCAGGACCACUUCAAUUUGAAGGACCGGGAGCUGAUGUUAAGACCUACACACUCUCUGUUGAGGAUCAAGAUUACAUGGGCCGAAUAAAGAAGCUCCAGGAAUACCUAGAUAAGGUGAAGAGCAUCGUGAAGCCUGGGUGUUCACAAGAUGUUCUCAAGGCUGCUCUGAGUUCCAUGGCUUCUGUAACUGAAGUACUAUCGGUAAUGUCGACUCCAUCAUUUGGUGGCCGUUAUCAGCCACUUUAACUUCGAGGCCAAACUUUCCUGGACGUUUUGGUAUAUAGAUAUGUGUUAUCUCAGGCUUCUGUUAAUUCUGGUGACGGUCCUUUGUGUCCAUGAGUUCUGUUGUCGUGCAAUAAGAAUAUGAAACCUGUUAUUUCAGCUGAAACAACUGAGAGUUAGAAUGUUUGUUACUUGGGAUCGUUGACUGCUUGUACAUAUGAUCUAAAUAAUGAUGCAUUUUGGGUUGCACAGCUUG